Polyodon spathula (Mississippi paddlefish) is the source of this 2476-nucleotide messenger RNA. Its product is annotated as ras-related protein Rab-5A-like. The coding region runs from base 247 to 897 and encodes 216 amino acids. The transcript is spliced from 6 exons. Gene Ontology annotation, molecular function: GTPase activity; GTP binding. The record is from RefSeq and is a predicted model, not a curated record. Lineage: Eukaryota; Metazoa; Chordata; Actinopteri; Acipenseriformes; Polyodontidae.
UCUAGCCUGUGUGUGUUUUGGUUCUAAGGGGGAAGUUGCGAGAAAAAGAGAGAGGAGGAGACUUUGUCGGAUCUGGUUUAAUAUUACUUAUUUGUAAAGUAGUACAAAACAUACAAUCCUCAAUAAUCGUCCUGGGACUCCGUGUAGAAAACCCGUUUACGUACGGUUGUUCCUGAACGUCAGUUUUGUAUCUGAGAAGAAAGAGGACUGUAUUUAAAAGCUCAGAGCAGGACUGGUGUUUCGGUCAUGGCAAGUCGGGGAGGAGCAACUAGACCCAAUGGACCAAACUCUGGCAAUAAAAUCUGUCAGUUUAAACUAGUUCUGCUUGGAGAGUCUGCUGUUGGAAAAUCCAGUUUAGUGCUUCGUUUUGUGAAGGGACAGUUCCAUGAGUUCCAAGAAAGUACAAUAGGAGCUGCUUUCCUAACUCAGACUGUUUGUCUGGAUGACACAACAGUGAAGUUUGAGAUAUGGGACACAGCUGGACAAGAACGUUACCACAGUUUAGCACCAAUGUACUACAGAGGAGCUCAGGCUGCUAUAGUUGUAUAUGACAUUACAAAUGAAGAGUCAUUUGCGAGAGCAAAGAACUGGGUAAAAGAACUUCAAAGGCAAGCUAGUCCCACUAUUGUAAUAGCUUUGGCUGGCAACAAGGCUGACCUUGCUAAUAAGAGAGCUGUUGAUUUCCAGGAAGCACAGUCGUAUGCAGAUGACAACAGUUUGCUGUUUAUGGAAACCUCUGCAAAGACAUCAGUGAAUGUGAAUGAAAUAUUUAUGGAAAUAGCAAAGAGAUUGCCCAAAAAUGAACCACAGAGUACAGCAGCAAACAGUGGGAGAAACCGAGGAGUAGACCUUACUGAGACUGCUCAACAAAGCAAGAGCCAGUGCUGUAGUAACUAAUGUUGGAGUCUUAUUACAAAUUGCAUCUCAAAUAAGUCACUUCCUAAUUCUGAAUAACAAAGGAAUAAUAUAGGUGUUUUAACUUGUCCUGAAUUACACCCAGAAUAGUUAAGACUGUGUAUAGGUACAUUUCUAAUACAAAGUUUAUUUUAUGUCUCUUGAAUUUUUAUUUAAAAAAAAAAAAAAAAAAACUUCAAAGAUGUAGAUGCAUGUAUCACUACAAGGUCGAAAUACACAGUUUUAACAUUCUUCAUCAGCAAAAAAAAAAAAAAAAAACACCUUUUAAUGCUGAAAAGGACAUACCUGUCUGAUUUCUUGAGGGAUGCUGGUUAGUUUUCCCCUUCUGGUUGAUAGCUAUGAUUCAUUAGUGGCCAAGGCAAUGGUCUCUACUUGUUCUUUUAUUGUACCCAUGGCUUCCCAACGAACUAAAUGGUAGCAGUAGAACAAAGUCUCCCAUUCCUAGGUCCUUCGGUCAUGCCUGCUUCUAUCUGUUGUAGUGGCAUUGUGCAAUUGUGCAGUAUUUCUGCAGUGGCUAGUGUCUGCAAGGACCCUCAUCAAAUCCAUGCAUUCCUUUUAUAGUAGUUACAUUAUGCAAACCAAUCUGUAAAAUUGCAUCAGUAAUAUGGGGUUAUUUGCAAAUGAACAUUUUCAGUUUACUCACAUUAAAACUGGAAAGAAAAUCUGCCCUAAUUUUAAUCAUGAUCUAACAGUCCUGAGACCACAUUUGAUAAUUAAUAGUUGGAAAUGGUUAUUUCUGAUUUCAAAUGUUUUUUUUUUUUUUCUGCUAACAGUGGUUUGACUAAUUUUCAUACAUCUUAAUUGUUUUGGGAACAAACUGUUAAUGUUCUUUUAAAACAUGUAGACCAUGCCUUGCACUAAAAUGCUCAUGAAUAUUCAUUUUCAUUAUUAUAGCUGGCUUGGUAAAAAUAACUUUCUGUAAAUAGGGUGUUGCAGUGUAGUCUACUUUUAAAUAUAUCAUGUAUUGGACUAAUGCCUGCUAGGGAGUUGUUUUAGAUAACCAUACAAUAUGUACAGUAACUGAAUCGGUUCUAUAAAGGGUUUGGAGUUUUUCACAAAUGGCAAAUUAUAAUCAGUGGUGGGCUUUAUAAAUGUAUGUUGUGUUAACAUUGACAUUUGAACUUGCAUUUCCUUAGUGGUUUGCCUUGUGCUUUCUCAAAAUGAAUUAUGUCUCAAUUUAUAUUUUUAGUAUUUCUUUUGCAUUGCACUAAUUAUUUUAGUGUCAAGUCAAUGAUUUCCCCAUACAAUAUUAUACCUUGUAAAAUAAGAAAUAAUACAAAAAAAACUAAUAAAAAAAAAAAAAACUAUUGGGGUAGUAGUUCAACUGCUUAAUAGACAGAUAGCUGAACUGUUCAAUAAACUGACUGACUUGUCACUUUUAACAACAUCGUUGUAAACGUAAUAAAGAAAGGUCUGAUCAGUUGUAUUGUUCAGGUGCUACCAUAUGAAUAAGUUAAACAAGCAGAUAUUGUAUACUGUUUGUGAACAUUUAAUGCAGUUGAAAGCUAAAUGCAAAUGAUUUACGGUGCUGUAUUACCAAAUAAAGAUAAAAAAAAAAUUG